AUGAGGGGCUACUGCCAAAUUGAAGCCAUCCUGGCCUCAGCCGGCGGGACGAUUGCCAGCCGCAGCAGGUCGACUGUUGGUGGCGGGAUGGCAGCUGUCGGUGGGGCAACCAGUGGCGGUGGGGUGUCUGGUGGCAGCAGUUGGAUGACUGGUGGCGGUGGUUGGAUGAUUGGCGGCAGUUGGAUGACUGGUGGUGGUGGUGGUGUGGUGACUGGUGGCGGAGGUUGGAUGACUGGCGGCGGGGUGACUGUCAGUGGUGGGGCGACUGGCGGUUGCCGGAUGACUGGUGGCAGCAGUUGGAUGACUGGCGGCAGUGGUGGGGUGACUGGUGGCGGUGGAGUUGUAGUAGCAGCAGUACUAGUUGGAGUAGUACUAGUGGGAGUUGUAGUGGUCACCGAAACAGCCCUCGUUGAAAGCACAGCAAGGCAAUCUCUCACCUAUAUGAAGAGUCACUGCCAAAUUGAAGCCGUCCUGACCUCAGCCGGCGGGAUGAUUGCCAGCCUCAGCAGGACGACUGUUGGCAGCGGGAUGGUCACCUACAGUGGGGCGACCGGUAGUGGUGGGGCAACUGGCAGUGGUGGCCAGAUGACUGGCAGUGGUGGGGCGACCGGUGGUGGCCGGAUGACUGGCGGCGGGGUGACUGUCAGUGGUGGGGCGACUGGCGGUUGCCGGAUGACUGGUGGCAGCAGUUGGAUGACUGGCGGCGGCUGGACAACCGGUGGUGGUGGGGCGACCGGCGGCCGCAGCGAGACAAGGAGCCGGCCCGGCAAAUGA
Molecule: messenger RNA, 774 nt
Organism: Nilaparvata lugens (brown planthopper)
Lineage: Eukaryota; Metazoa; Arthropoda; Insecta; Hemiptera; Delphacidae
Exons: 2
Coding region: 1-774 (257 amino acids)
Source: RefSeq, a predicted model, not a curated record